Malaclemys terrapin pileata is the source of this 2907-nucleotide messenger RNA. It is a transcript of the gene PAX1, whose product is annotated as paired box 1. The record is from RefSeq and is a predicted model, not a curated record. Bases 382 to 1464 code for a protein of 360 amino acids. The transcript is spliced from 5 exons. Gene Ontology annotation, biological process: anatomical structure development; regulation of transcription by RNA polymerase II. NCBI's taxonomy places the organism in Eukaryota, Metazoa, Chordata, Testudines, Emydidae. Gene Ontology annotation, molecular function: RNA polymerase II cis-regulatory region sequence-specific DNA binding; DNA-binding transcription factor activity, RNA polymerase II-specific.
UCCCGCAGAAGCAGCAGCCCUCUGCCCGUUCGCAAGGCCGGGAACCAAUGAAAUGCCAACUCCGGCGUGACCACCGAGAUUGACGUGGAAGACACGUCAAAUUGAUCUGAGCAAACGGCAGGCUCCUGGACGGGCUAAUUUCCCCCCGAUCGGAUGAAGAUCACUUUGGGCGUGAGUCCCCGGCCGCCUUUGAAAGUGUUCCGGGAGCAGCAGAGAGACGGGGGCCCGGAGCAAGGGCAGCCCGCCUUGUCUCCUGGGGAGCCUGGCUGCUGCUCGCAGGCAGCCCCCCUCUAUGCAUCCGCGCCUGCCCCGGGGAAGACGGAGCCUCCGGCGGGGCGAGCGAGCAGCUGAGCGCGCAAGGCGCGUGUCUCUUUGCGGGCGAUGGAGCAAACCUACGGCGAAGUGAAUCAGCUGGGAGGCGUCUUUGUCAACGGGAGACCCCUGCCCAACGCCAUCCGCUUGAGGAUCGUGGAGCUGGCCCAGCUCGGGAUCCGACCCUGCGACAUCAGUCGCCAGUUGCGGGUCUCUCACGGCUGCGUGAGUAAAAUCUUGGCCCGCUACAACGAGACGGGCUCCAUCCUACCCGGAGCCAUCGGCGGGAGCAAGCCGCGGGUCACCACCCCCAACGUGGUCAAGCACAUCCGAGACUACAAGCAAGGCGACCCGGGGAUCUUCGCAUGGGAGAUCCGGGACCGGCUGCUGGCGGACGGGGUGUGUGACAAGUACAACGUGCCCUCCGUCAGCUCCAUCAGCAGGAUUUUAAGGAACAAAAUCGGGAACCUCUCCCAGCCCUACGACAGCACCAAGCAGCCUCCCCCGCAGCCAACGCUGCCUUAUAACCACAUUUACCAGUACCCCUACCCCAACCCCAUGGCCUCCUCUGGGACCAAAAUGGGCCAUCAUCCGGGCGUGCCGGUCACCGCUGGACAUGUCAGUAUCCCCAGAUCCUGGCCCUCGGCGCAUUCAGUCAGCAACAUCUUAGGUAUCCGAACCUUCAUGGAGCAAACAGGGCCUCUGGCUGGGACAGAGGGGUCUGCCUACCCCCCCAAAAUGGAAGACUGGCCCAGUGUGAACAGAACGGCCUUCCCUCCCGCCCAGGCAGUCAAUGGGAUUGAUAAAGCGGCAAUGGAAGCGGACAUUAAGUACCCCCAGCCUGCCCCUGGCCUUUCCACCGUCGGCAGCUUCCUCCCAGCCUGCGCCUACCCCUCUUCCAACCAGCACGGGGUUUAUGCUGGCUCCGGGGCGGGCUACAUCACCCCCGGGCACCACUGGCAGGCGCAAAGCAGCCCCCUGGCUCACCACGGGCCCGGAGUGACGCUCCCCGGAGGAGAGCUGGGCACCGCCAUGGCCUUCAAGCAUCCCGCCCGAGAAGUUGUGGACAGAAAACCUUCCAGUCCCGUAGGCAAACCUCAAGAAACCCUAAAUAACAUACAUGGACUUUCUAUCCCCGCCUCAUCUUCCUAGAGCUUGCAAUGAAUCAUCGGAGAGAGGGAGAGUUUUGGGUCAAACACCGGCAACUUCGAAAAUGAAACAGAACCUAAAAGCACAACUGCAUUCAAAGAGGCGCCUCUGGAGAGGAAGAGACUGUGUUUGAAACAAGCCCAGGCAAUAAAAAGAGACAAUGACUUUUUAAUGCACAAGUGAAUGAGAUCUGGACAUUCAUUGACCCUGUGCCUUGAGUGAGUGAUUUCCUCAGUUAAGUUGGAAGGUGGUAAUGGGAGAGAAUCAUUUUCUUUCUUUCUUUCUUUUUUUCUUUCUUUCUUUCACACAAGAGAUCUCUGGAUAUAUAGCAGUCACAGAUUUUUCACUAGAUCUACCACCACUGUUCAUUGCUUACGAUGCCAUAGACUUUAUCCUGUCACUCUGAUGUGCAUUUACUCUAGAGAGGAUUCAUUCAGUGUCUCCAAGGCCUUAGCCCAAGGAUCUGUGCUCUGAACCGGUUUCUGCCCAUGGAUAAUGUCUCUCUCCCAGAGUGUAAAUGGACAAAUACGCAGCAACAUUAUGAUCUAUUUUUAUAAUUACAAACCUUAAUAAAAAGUGACUACAACCGAUGCGCGAGCUUGGAUUCCUUCCCUGGGGCCCGCGUCUUCUCUGUGCACAGCAGCAGACCGUGGCCUCUAGUCGUGCAGUUCUCCUCCAAUCCACUGGAGCCACAAGUGCCCUAUUUCUGCACCUCCUGAAGAAGCUUCACCAAAAGUGACAUCUUCCCAUGCCCUUUGUCCAAUCUGGAAGCAGCUCGCUGCUAGAAUCUUCCUCCGGCCAGUUCUAGACUGUCUCUCUAAAAUGAGUCACUUUGCAUUCAUUGUAAGUAUGGUUGUGUGGUUAAAAGGACUGGACUGGAGCUCAGGAAACCUGCGUUGAUUUCUCAGCACUGCAGCCAGCUCUGUGCGUGGCUCCGGGCAGGUCACUCAAUCUAUUUAGAUUGCAGGCUCUUUAAGGAAAGGGCUGUUUCUUACUGUGUGUUUGUACAGGGUCUACCACAAAGGGGCUAUAAAUGUGGUUGGAGCCACUAGGUGCUACCCUAAUACAUGUAAUAACCCUAAUGAAGGACUGAGGUCCAACUGGAGAUUACAGAAGGUUGCAAAACCUGGGAGAUCUUUGCUGACCUUGCACUUGAGUAUAAAGCACAGGGAGAGAAAAGAAAGAGUAUUUUAAAUAGGGGAGAGCUCCGCCAGACUUACAUGAUAUUUGUCACACUAAACAGACUAUAGUUUACAGAGAGGAGGCCAAGUGGAAGGCAAUGCAAUUACAUCAGAGAAGUAUCUGGCCCCAUGAAUUUAGUUAAAUAUAUCUUAAUGGCCAUCAGACCUCCUGAAAUUGAUCACUAUUGGCCAUAUUUAGUUCCAUGGCAUGUCUAUAGAUUUAAGACAGAGCUAGAAUUCAGAAUGGGAACUGCUUCAGAACAGA